AUGAAGGAAGAAGCCGAGGCAAAGAUACGACUACUCAAAGACAAAACCGACGCAGAAAUCCAGCGGCUCAUACAAGAGACUUUCAGUAAGAGUACAGCGAUCCGCGAAGCGACUAAGAAAGACCUUGGACUUCUCCAGGUCACUUCUGAAAGAAAGACCCAGGAGCUGGAGGACAAACGUACUGCGAGAAAGCGCAAGCACGAAGAUGACUACCAGGAUAUUGAGAGCGAAUUUGCCACGCGCUUGAAAUCUCUAGAAAAAAGCUGCAUUACCGGGAACUCCGCCACCUUCCGCGCCUCUGGAAGUGCCAACCGAUCCUCUGCCAGUCAAAAACCCGUCGACAAAUCCAUCAUCAUCGACUGA
Messenger RNA from Diaporthe citri, 363 nucleotides. RefSeq lists its product as uncharacterized. Lineage: Eukaryota; Fungi; Ascomycota; Sordariomycetes; Diaporthales; Diaporthaceae. The record is from RefSeq and is a predicted model, not a curated record. Bases 1 to 363 code for a protein of 120 amino acids. The transcript has 2 exons.